AUGAACCUGCAGGCCAACGAAAUCCGGUUCCCGCCUAUGGAACCCACUGGGCACACCGGACAGAGCUCGGCCACAGGUCUGGUACCCGAAGCCAGUCAAACCGCGCAAAUACAGAUCGAGACAACACACGCCCCAUCCCAGAUCACCACCAACAGCACAACACCCCAACCAUCAACCACACCCACACACCAACAAACUAUGGGUAUGAUCCAAACGGGUCGUACCAUAAUAAAGGAGGUACGGCAAGCGGUGGAGAACUCGGCGCAUGGCUGCGGUCUGGAAUCGCGACUGACCAUGCUCGAGAACUGUAUGGCCCGCUUUGGCGAAGACCAACGUCGCAUUGCAGAGACAAUGCGACGCCUAGAGAUGGGUAUGGCACGCCAAGCACCGGAACAGCAACCGGAUGCAACCCCACCGAUCCGCCCACACCACUCAGUGUCAACGAACAACACGGAAUACGGAGCGAGGUACCCCGCGGCACGCGAACCACCGUCCGCGGGUAACCACCGCGCCGAUCAUUCAGUACGUUUCGACGACACAACAAACAUACACCAUGCCCCCUCCUCCACAUACACCUACGCGGCACAACAAUCGACGCUGAUACCAUACGACGACGUAUGUGCAGCGAGACAUUCGCUGCCGGAGUACCACGGGACAACACCUGAGGACCCGGCAAGAUUUAUCCAUAAAGCGGAGUCGAUAAUGUACCAAACGCGUAUAGAUAGGUCGGCCUGGACAAAUAUUAUCGCACAGCAGCUAAAGGGUGCAGCCAGUACCUGGUGGAACACCAUCAGACUACUGGACGUCACCUGGGACGAGUUCCGCGCCGAAUUUUUAGAAAAAUUCGACAACGUGGAAAUUCAGUCACGGCUGCGGGCAGAGAUAGUAUCCGUCCGACAAACACCAACGCAAUCGCUAACGGAAUUCGUAACGCAAAAAAAUCAACUUGCCCGCCGCGUCAAUACCGGACUAUCUGAAACACAGCUAGUAGGCACGAUAGCCGGACUAACGCGCAACGAAUACCGCACGCACAUAAGAUUGCAAAGACCAGCGACUUUCGGAGACCUCCGCCGGAUCGCUGGAGUCCUGGAGUACACACCUGACGACCCAGCGACACACCCACAGCCGAAACCGGCGCAAAAAAAAUUUUCCCAAACCCGCCCGCCCCAACCAACGCACCAAACGCGAACACGGGACGGUACCGCCGGCAAAACGCAACCGCCCAACCCGUGCAGAUACUGCGGAGGUCCUCACUGGAACAGUGACUGCCCCGGGAACACACCGCGUUCGGGAAACGGGAAAUGA
Messenger RNA from Macrosiphum euphorbiae (potato aphid), 1305 nucleotides. The record is from the annotation of a GenBank genome assembly. NCBI's taxonomy places the organism in Eukaryota, Metazoa, Arthropoda, Insecta, Hemiptera, Aphididae.